Molecule: messenger RNA, 1408 nt
Organism: Felis catus (domestic cat)
Lineage: Eukaryota; Metazoa; Chordata; Mammalia; Carnivora; Felidae
Gene: RASD2
Product: RASD family member 2
Exons: 3
Coding region: 541-1341 (266 amino acids)
Molecular function (GO): GTP binding; GTPase activity
Source: RefSeq, a predicted model, not a curated record
UCCCUACCACCCUCCCCCAGCCCCGGAGACCUAGGCGGGGACCCCGGGAUCGGACGUCCCCGCGCCUCCGGGCACCUGGCUCAGCAGGAGUCCCCCGGGUCGGGGCAGGGCGGGGUCGGCAGCGGCGAGCCCGAGCCCCCCCGGCGCCCAGGCCCCUCGGAGCCCUCAGAACCCACCCAUGGGGUACCGGCUCCCCGCGUCCCCUCGCCCGGCCGCGCCCAGCUCGGCGCCCCCAGCCGCGCAGAGGAGGAGCCCGGCGCAGUGACCCGGGAGCCGCUGCAGGAAGCCUCGGCGGCGGCGGCGGCGGCGGCGGCGGCGGCGGCGGCCGAGGCUGGAGAGGCAGGCGGUUCCUCGCACCUCCAGACGCUUCCAGGCAGCCCUCCAAGCCGUGCCAGAGGCCCGGCUGGCCAUUCUCAGACAGAAGACGGACGCCCAGACAGGAGCCGCGCAGAGGAGGCCAAGGCCGCCAGCAAGAGGCUGCAAGGCCGGGUCCAGGGCCUCCUGACACCCGCUCCCCGCUCUGUGCCGCAGUCCCGAGCCAUGAUGAAGACCCUGUCCAGCGGGAACUGCACGCUCAGCGUGCCCGCCAAGAACUCGUACCGCAUGGUGGUGCUGGGCGCCUCGCGGGUGGGCAAAAGCUCCAUCGUCUCCCGCUUCCUCAACGGCCGCUUCGACGACCAGUACACGCCCACCAUCGAGGACUUCCACCGGAAGGUCUACAACAUCCGGGGCGACAUGUACCAGCUGGACAUCCUGGACACCUCCGGCAACCACCCCUUCCCUGCCAUGCGCAGGCUGUCGAUCCUCACAGGGGAUGUCUUCAUCUUGGUGUUCAGCCUGGACAACCGGGAGUCCUUCGACGAGGUCAAGCGCCUCCAGAAGCAGAUCCUGGAGGUCAAGUCCUGCCUGAAGAACAAAACCAAGGAGGCGGGGGAGCUGCCCAUGGUCAUCUGCGGCAACAAGAACGACCAUGGCGAGCUGUGCCGCCAGGUGCCCGCCACCGAGGCCGAGCUGCUGGUGUCGGGGGACGAGAACUGCGCCUACUUCGAGGUGUCGGCCAAGAAGAACACCAACGUGGACGAGAUGUUCUACGUGCUCUUCAGCAUGGCCAAGCUGCCCCACGAGAUGAGCCCCGCCCUGCACCGCAAGAUCUCCGUGCAGUACGGCGACGCCUUCCACCCCCGGCCCUUCUGCAUGCGCCGCGUCAAGGACGUGGACGCCUACGGCAUGGUCUCGCCCUUUGCCCGCCGCCCCAGCGUCAACAGUGACCUCAAGUACAUCAAGGCCAAGGUCCUUCGGGAGGGCCAGGCCCGUGAGAGGGACAAAUGCACCAUCCAGUGAGCGGGAGGGACGCCGGGGUGGGCGCUUGGGCGGUGCCUUCCGGGAAGUGCCCCCCCCCCCCCCCCGU